AUGAAGCGUUGCAGCUACUUCCAAGGAUGGCUGAACAGACGUAUGAUCUCUGAAACGCCGCACAGGCUAUUCCUUGCGCUGGGAGGUCCGGCCCUGUUGUCCGUGUUGUCCGUUGCGGACCCGGUGCUGAUCCUUCUGCAACGGAUCUUUGAUGAGUUUCCUUGGGCUGUGGCCUCUCCACUACGCUGCGCUGGCCCCGUCCGGUGGGGCCCGGAGGUGACCAGAAAUGUGAAGGCCCUCGCGCGCAGAAUGCCCAUAUUCACCUCUGCCGUGUAUUUAAACCAGUGCGUUGAAUUGGACCUAGGGGAAAGAAACAAACAGGCGAUGACAGGCUGUGAGCAGAGCCUGGCACUGGAAGCAGCUCCUCAGGUUCUCAAAGCUAUGAUCUCAUACAUGUCGGCACCCAAAGUCUCGGGCGGCGCCGGGGGCCUCCGCGCAUCCUUUGCCGUGGAAGGUCUGCCACCGCAGCUCUGCCCGCUGGCCCUGGGCACAGCGGGCCUGGCUCGAGGCCUCGCUGCCUUUGCGCCUGUCCUGUCGCCAUUGGCGGCGCUACUCUCGCUGGCAGCAGCCAUCUACUUGUGCAUCUAUGCGACGAAGAUAGUCGGCGCCACUGCAUCCUUCCGUCGCGACCUUGCCGAACCGGCCACGAUGUCGGCGGUGGCGGCGGCUCCGGCCACGAUUCAGGUGCUGGCGCUACGGCUGCACCUGACCGACGGGUUCUUGCCCUUGGGCGCAGUGCAGGCUGUGGUGCUGGCCUGUCACGCCACUCAGAUUUGCUGCAGCUUGCGCUUUGUGAUGCUCAACAUCCAGAAGCGGCUGCUGCCUGAUCCCUCGUGGUUUCCAGGUAUCCUCAUGUACGGUAUGACGAAUGUCACCUCCUUCGCCGUGGGCCCGCCCUGGCUGCAGGCAACAAUGCCCUUCCAUUUCUGGUUCACCAUGGCGCUGUAUGUGCCGAUGAAGCUCACAGUUCUCUACCGUCUCUUCCUGUCUCAGAGCAGGGACGCCGUGGCGCCACACGCCGGCAUGGCCGCCCUCAUGGCUCCGGCCUCCUUCUACACCAUGGCGCACCUCAGCAGCGGCAAGCCCGGGGGCGACAUCACGGGCUACUUACUCUUUGCUGACAGCACGGUGUCCUUCCUUCUGGCCGUAAGCCUGCUUUACUCCAGGAGGAAGCUCUGGAUCACCGCCUUUCACCCGACUUACGUGGCGUUUACCUUCCCGCUGGCGUCAACAGCCUCCGCGGCCCUCUUGGCUUCAGAGCGGCUACCGUUGCUGGCGGGCAGCUGGUGUCGAGCCUGGUCUGCAGUGCUCCUUCUCACUGCCAUGGCAGCUUCGCUGGCCGUGCAGGCCGGCUUCCUGCGCCUGGUCUUUGCACUGUGGGGCGCGCGCCAGAAGAGCGCCUGA
Messenger RNA from Symbiodinium natans, 1404 nucleotides. The record is from the annotation of a GenBank genome assembly. Lineage: Eukaryota; Dinophyceae; Suessiales; Symbiodiniaceae.